Molecule: messenger RNA, 4351 nt
Organism: Cydia fagiglandana
Lineage: Eukaryota; Metazoa; Arthropoda; Insecta; Lepidoptera; Tortricidae
Product: NAD kinase-like
Exons: 9
Coding region: 68-1408 (446 amino acids)
Biological process (GO): NADP+ biosynthetic process; NAD+ metabolic process
Molecular function (GO): NAD+ kinase activity
Source: RefSeq, a predicted model, not a curated record
AUCCUUGUGAACGAUCUAAAAAAUUCGCGCGUGAAAAAUUGCAAAAGUGAUGUGCUAAACAUUAACAAUGCUGGCGAUGGAUUCUCUGUGGUGCGGGUCAGAGAGCGAGCUCUCGACGCUGAGGCUGUGCAAGAGCGCGAUAGAGAAGCAGGAGUACAGGCUCAGAAGAAAGCCGUCGAAGAGUCUGAUCCCGCAGGGGCUGCUGCACGCGCACCCCGAGCAGCCGCGCACGGUCAGGAGGCGAAGGUCCGGCACUUGGCCGAGGACCAGGUCUCUGAACGCGCCGUCUCCCAUCCACCAGUUCGGACCAUGCGGCAGAAUAAUGAAGAACUCGGCUAUGGUUAUGCAAAUCCAAGACCCGGCGUCGCAGCGGCUGACGUGGUACAAGCAGCCGCUGACGGUGUUGGUCAUCAAGAAAGUGCAUGACGCUACCAUCCUCACGCCGUUCGUACAGCUCGUUCACUGGCUCGUUCAUGACAAAAGCAUGGUAGUGUACGUUGAGGCAGCAGUCCUGGACGACGUACUGCUGGCCGAAUACGGGGACUUCACGGCGGUGCGUGAGAAGCUGAUGACCUUCCGGGCGGGGCAAGAUGAUCUCACGGACAAGAUCGACUUCAUCAUCUGUCUGGGCGGCGACGGGACCCUGUUACAUGCCAGUUCACUGUUUCAGCAAUCGGUGCCCCCCGUGAUGGCGUUCCACUUGGGCUCACUCGGUUUCCUCACACCCUUCGAGUUCAACAACUUCCAGGACCAAGUCAUGAAUGUUUUAGAAGGUCACGCGGCGUUAACGCUCCGAUCGAGACUACAGUGCGUGGUGCUCCGCAAGAGCAAGAAGGACAACGAGGGCCGCAAGUGCAUCCUGGUGCUCAACGAGGUGGUGGUGGACCGCGGCCCCUCGCCCUACCUCUCCAACAUCGACCUGUUCCUCGACAACAAGCACAUCACGUCCGUGCAGGGCGACGGUUUAAUAGUAUCAACGCCGACUGGCAGCACAGCGUACGCGGUAGCGGCCGGCGCUAGCAUGAUCCACCCCUCCGUGCCCGCCAUCAUGGUGACCCCCAUCUGCCCGCACUCGCUGUCGUUCAGGCCUAUAGUCGUACCCGCGGGGGUCGAGCUCAAGAUCGCGCUAUCCCCGGACGCGCGCAACGCGAUGUGGGUCUCGUUCGACGGCCGCAACCGGCAAGCGUUGCAACACGGCGAUAGCCUCUACGUAACCACCUCCGUGUACCCGGUGCCGUCCAUAUGCGCCCAGGACCAGAUCUCCGACUGGUUCGACUCGCUGGCCGAGUGCCUGCACUGGAACGUGCGCAAGAAGCAGAAGCAGAUGGACGAGCUCAGCGACAUGACCUACUCCUCAAGCGAUAACCUUGAAGAGUUGGAGAAUAAUGAGCGGCCCGCGGACACGUGACCUUAUAGUAUUACGGUGGAAUGCGAGUUGGCUUAGCACAUUCCUUUAAGGCCUCUAUACAUAUUGGGCCAACGCAGGCCACUCCAAGGGACGCAGCCAUGCGGUAGAAUGAGAUAGCAAUAUCACUUGCUCCCUCUACCGCAUAAAUGCGUCCCUUGGAGUGGCCGGCGCUGGCCCAUUGUGUAACAGCGCCAUUAGACUUUAGAGCGCCGCCAGCGCUUUUUUAGGGUCGGUUGCACCACACUGUCUGGCGUUCGCUACAUUAAUUUGUAUGGGAAAUUUCAUCCUUCACUGCUGUUUGAUGUUAAUCAGUCUGUCAAAUGUGGUUGGUGCAACUAGGCCUUAUUCUUGGGCGUGUAAACGAGGCAUCUUAAGCUGCGUUGGGGAGUGAGGGUUAGCUAACCGGUGAAAAUCCUUAUAUCGUCAAGCGAUCAAUACUCACUAAUUACUACCACAAGUUAAUAGCCAUAGUGAACCAUAUUAAUACCUGAAUAAGGUUGAUUUUUGUUUAAUUACUUUUAAGUAAUUAGUGAAUUUUGGUUGUUAUGACGACAUACUCCGGCACAGCGACCUUCUGCGUAGAAAAAGGUGUCAAUAAAAAAUGUAGGCGCGAAGGGUUGUCCUCCCAUAGAAAAUUUGAAUUCCACGCCUUUUUCUACUGACAAUGCAGGCCUAUGUUCAGCAGUGGACGUCUUAUGGCUGAGAUGAUGAUGAUGAUGAAUGUAGGUUUGCCAGAGUAUAAUUUCGUCUAAAGCUAAGUUCACCUUAUAUGUUAUGAAUACUACACUAUGUUUGCUAUAAUCCCUACAUGUAAUAAAUUCAUUUUCGUUGAACCAGCAUUUCGAUAAUGCUGAGUUAACUAUGCAUCUCGAAUAUAAGUCAUUUAGGGUGAUUAAACAUAGCAAUGUUACUCAAGAAUCUCGAAUAGACCGAUUUCGAAAGCGGUAAGGAAAUAUUUUAUGCUCUACGUGAAAAUUACGUCCAAAUUAGCGCUGGCGGGCGUGUUUUUUUAUUUAUUUAUACAAAAUCACAACGGUGCAUUAUUUUGAAAUUUAUGCAACGAUUGUCUUGUUUUUACAAUCGCCUCGGAAUGUGAAUGACAUUGCAAUAACUUUGUAAGUGCUGUGCAAUAGAAGAUUUUUUUCCACAAUGCGUUGCCACGAUCUGCGAUUUGUGUGUUAAUGCAUUUUACGGGCUUUGUGAUAGUAUGUAUUUCGUAAUUAUAUUUUUUGUUUAAAUUGAAUAUCCCGGCAUUCCUUCGGACAAUAAAAAUGUAAUUCUGUUAUGUCUUCAGGGAUAUGUUCUUGUUAUGUUUUAUAGUGAAACGGUCGGUUAAGGUUCGGAUUUAAGGAAUGUUUGUUCCAAUAACUUAGUGAGUACUUAUUCUACAAAUCUAGAAUUCUAGAUAUACCAUCGUUGUAUAAGUGCCUUGGCCGCUUAGUGUUUUGAACGACGCUACAAACAAUACUGCCUACAAAACUAGUUUUUACCAACUACGGCGAGGUGCUAUAUAGAGUGCCAAAAAUGUAACAGGUACAUAGAUGUAUUAGUGUUCAGGAGAGCACAAAGAAAGUUUACUUUAGAUUUAUAUGGUGUUAAUAAUAUGAUGUGCUUUGGAUUAAUUAUGUAUGAGAGUUACGGAAUCAAAUUAAUGAACGUGAAAUGAGCGAGAGAAAGUCUUCAUAGAAUAAAAAUUCAACGGUUAACCUUGCGCAUUAAAAUAGUACCUUACGGAUUGUGUGCAAAUUUGGUCUGCUCAAUUUAUUUUCAAAUACCAUAGGUACCAAUAUUAGUAAUUAAUUAGUGAAUCACAUCACAUAGCGCUAACCUUUUUUAACCAAAGCGAAAAGUACGAUAAAUUUGUUGUUUUCUCUCGCUCAUUCUGUGUUUAGACCGCAAUAGGACCCCUCUCAAAAGACUGUGAACUUCACAAAAACGCCGCUGUGGCUUUGCGUAUUGGCCUCACCCUGCUAUAUCUUUGUAAAGCGGUCGUCACAUUAGAUGCGGAGCUCCGGUGUGCAAGCAGGACAUUGAAAUAUAAGUGCAUAUUGCGGUCCCGCUCAUCGAAGCGGUGUGCGAAUCCGCAUCAUUUUGAUAGCCGCGUGAGUUCUAAGUUUAAUACUAAUUCCCGUUUUGAAUUCUAAUUUCAAUGAACAUACGCUGAGACUUACUGACGAGGCUGUAAGUAAAACCCCAUAUAGGAAUAUAGUUGUAAAACAAAAAAAGACAUAUUAAUUGCUAUUAAAUAUGUUCAUGUUGCUGUUGUUACCUAUUAUCGUGCCAAGAGAUAUUGUAGAAAUAACUUAGAAGUUUCAACUAAAAUCGCAGUGAUAUAAUUUAGAACGCUCAUACACACCACACUAGCGCGCUCGUAACGUGUUUUAGCUGUCAGGAGGCCCUACCGUGAACCAUAUUCGACGUGUUGCAUCUCUGUCGCACUUGUAAAUCCGUACGUAGGUGUGAUAGGGAGGCAAGACGACGAACUUGGUUCACUUGGAACGGGUUCACACCCGGUAAAAGCCCAGGAGCAGUUAAAAAAAUAAAAUCAUUCUUUUUUAAAUUUGCAGUUCUUACGUAAGAGAAAAAUAUAUCUUGACAGUUAAGUAGCUAUAUUUCCCUUUAUAACUGUACAAUUAAGCUCACGAGUUGAAUUUGUGUGGAAAAUGGGCAUAAAAGCACUCUCUUUUACUCGUACUACUCUAUCUUCUUCUGUAAAAAAAAUAUAUAGAAGUAUUUGUUACCGUAAUUUCUUGUAAUUUGGGUCCAAUAUGGGAUGCGACAAUGUCUUUGGUGUGUGUUUCGGCGUUGUGGUAUGUAAUGUCACGUUGACAUUUUAUAGAUGUUUGUUUGUCACUUAAUAUGAAUUUCGUUUUCACAAGUUUAUGAAUUGUGUAUAUGUAUAAUAAGAUGUUUUAUUGUAAAUUAUACAAAAUUUGACUUUUA